Trichechus manatus latirostris (Florida manatee) is the source of this 1676-nucleotide messenger RNA. RefSeq names its product zinc finger protein 280B. Gene Ontology annotation, molecular function: DNA-binding transcription factor activity, RNA polymerase II-specific; RNA polymerase II cis-regulatory region sequence-specific DNA binding. The coding region runs from base 1 to 1596 and encodes 531 amino acids. Lineage: Eukaryota; Metazoa; Chordata; Mammalia; Sirenia; Trichechidae. Gene Ontology annotation, biological process: regulation of DNA-templated transcription. The record is from RefSeq and is a predicted model, not a curated record. The transcript is spliced from 2 exons.
AUGGAACAACCCUCUAUGCUAUGUGAGGAAGAACAAGAGCCAGAACCACAGAAAAGUGUAAAGGAAACCAAACAAGUGAAUGAUGAAGAUGCUGAACUGAUCUUUGUUGGGGUGGAACAUGUAAAUGAAGAUGCUGAGCUGAUCUUUGUUGGUGUCACUUCAAAUUCAAAACCAGUCGUUUCAACCAUUUUGAACAGAGUCACCCCAGGUUCGUAUUCAAGGAGGAAAAAGUAUGGUCACCUCAGACAAGAUCCUGCUUACAGUAUCUGGCAACCUUCAAGUCAUAUGACCCCUACAUCAAAAGUGGUGGCUGUCUCACCAGUUUCUCCAUCUGAAUCGAGAUCAACAGAUAGUCCUAUUAUUAUUGAGCCCUUGUCUAAUCCCGAUUAUAAAAAUAACUCACCACAAGUUGAGCCUAAUAGCGCUUCAGAGGUGUGCUCUCCUUUGAUUAGGUUCACAAGUACAUUGCAGCAUCCAGGAGGAGCAGCACUUUCUGUAGGAGAUGUGAAUGAAGGGCCUUGUGUAUCAAAGGAGCUUUUCACUUCUGCAGUGAAUGGCAUAAAUCCCAAAAGGCCUAAACUCAGUGAUGGAAUCCUAGGGAGACAUUCUUUAGCCUUGUCCCCCUCAGGUAUCUCUCCUGCAAGGAACAUGCAGCAAAAUACACCCCCAAAAGGUGUUAAUACCUCAGUAAGCCGUGUUCAGAAUGGAGCACCUUUUCCAACAGCUUUUCCGAAGAACAGUGCCAAUUUUAAGACUAUAAAUCCAGAUAGGGAAAAUUGGGGACUGGCAAAAACAGACUUUUCAAGAAUAGCAAGUGAAAACAAGACUUUUGAUUCCCAGGAAGGAAAUCUCAUCGUGUUACUUCAUGACUUCUACUAUGGACGUUAUGAAGGAAAUGGGCAGCCAGAACAGAAGACUCACACAAACUUUAAAUGCCUCAGCUGCCUGAAAGUUCUAAAGAACGUGAAGUUUAUGAACCACAUGAAGCACCAUUUGGAACUCGAGAGGCAGAGGAGUGACAGCUGGAACAGCCACACCUCCUGCCAGCACUGCUAUCGGCAGUUUCCCACUCCCUUCCAGCUGCAGUGUCACAUUGAAAGUGUGCACAUCGUCCAGGAACCCUCCACUGUUUGUAAAAUCUGUGAGUUGUCAUUCGAAACAGACCAUGUUCUCUUACAGCACAUGAAGGACAUGCAUAAGCCUGGUGAAAUGCCCUAUGUGUGCCAAGUUUGCAAUUAUAGAUCAUCGGCCUUUACUGAUGUAGAAACCCAUUUUAGAACCUGCCAUGAAAACACGAAGAAUUUGCUUUGUCCAUUCUGUCUCAAAAUUUUCAAAACUGCAGCACCAUACAUGUGUCAUUAUAGGGGGCACAGGGAAAAGACUGUUCACCAGUGUUCCAAAUGCCGACUACAGUUUUUAACUUUCAAGGAGAAAAUGGAACAUAAGACUCAGUGUCAUCAAAUGUUUAAGAAGCCUAAGCAACUAGAAGGAUUGCCUCCUGAAACAAAAGUUGUUAUUCAAGUGUCACUGGGACCUCUUCAACUGGGAUCAGUGGAAGUAGCAUCCAUUACUAUUUCAGUAUUAACUCUAGUCUGACUGGAAUGGCUUUGUUACGGGGUGAGGCCUGGCCCUGUUUGCUGCUGAACUCCCAGAAGUGCCUCUGCUGUGCUUGCCCA